CACCCAUCCGAGAGUUGUGUCACUGUCAUUAGUCUAAAACCGUCACAACAAAAUAUUUUCUGUGUUUUCACGAAAAAUUUUUGUGAUUCAACGAUUUAGAUAGAAAAAUUCUGCUUUUGUUGAUCAAAAACCGAUACCAUCGACCGGCUGCCGGCAUACUUGGACCAUGGGAAGCAUAGAGGAGGCUUGUAUUACCGGAUUCCUGUGCAGACUGUGCUCGCAAAUCCAUCGUUCGGUGAUUUUCAUUUACGGCGCCGAAGGAGACAAGCACAAGCUGGAACAGAAAAUCAACAACUAUCUCCCCGUAAAGAUUGCACCUUCCGAUCCUCUCCCGAAGACCGUAUGCGAAGGAUGUAUGAAUAAAGUAAUCCAACACCAUGGCAUGAUUCGCAAAAUUGCAGAAACACAGAAGAAGUUCAAAAAACUACGGGAAGAAGAGACCUUGAUUCGUCAGCAGCUGAACAGGCAUUCGGUCAAUGCCAACCAAGCCUCCAGUACGUCUUCUGCGGCGAGUGGAAGCAGCAUCCGUACCAAUAGCGUCGGCAGUAAUACAAGCUCUCCAAUAACAGCUUCUGCCACUUUAGAACGAACAGGCAGUAGCUCUACGGGAUCGCCCUCGCUAAGCACUCCUAGUUCAAACCGUAGGAUAACUCGCCAGACUCUUCGGAUCCAUCAGCAGUUGCACAAUGAUAUAAAUAAUUACAUCGAAACAAUGGAUAGCAGUUCACCAUCAUCGGACGAUGAUAGUGAUAGCGACAGCGGAGAUGGUAAUUAGAUACCCAUUAACAUAACUUUUAUAAUGUUUCAUUUUGUCAAAGUCCUUCCACCAUCGUUGGCCGUAUUGCAUUAUUGUCCUCAUGGGUUCAAGGGCAGUCAGAAGAGAACAAUUGCACAUGACGACUUAAGAAAAAAAAAUUGGGAAGGCUGUAUUACUUUUCGACAUAGAAAUGAAACCACUGAGCUCCACUAGCCCUCUUUCGUUUGAAACGCUGGACAGAAGGACUGCUAGCUAUCGUAUAUUGCGAUUGAAUACUGUACUCUUAAUUGAACUGAAGUGUAAUAAUAAAUUACGAUUAGUGUAAUAUUA
This is a messenger RNA of Aedes aegypti (yellow fever mosquito), 1087 nucleotides long. RefSeq lists its product as uncharacterized. The coding region runs from base 167 to 775 and encodes 202 amino acids. Gene Ontology annotation, molecular function: zinc ion binding. The record is from RefSeq and is a predicted model, not a curated record. The transcript is spliced from 2 exons. Gene Ontology annotation, cellular component: nucleus. NCBI's taxonomy places the organism in Eukaryota, Metazoa, Arthropoda, Insecta, Diptera, Culicidae.